Molecule: messenger RNA, 3019 nt
Organism: Spirometra erinaceieuropaei
Lineage: Eukaryota; Metazoa; Platyhelminthes; Cestoda; Diphyllobothriidea; Diphyllobothriidae
Source: the annotation of a GenBank genome assembly
AUGGUGCGUUCCCCCAACCGAUACGUUGCUUCCAUUCCCAUCGCUACUUCCGCCGCCCACCCUCUCCGCCCCCCAAUUCAAAAGUCCUACGGAAAGGGCGAGGAUCACCGCCGGCUGGACGGGCCACCGCCUCGUCACCCCCAUGAAGACGCUCCGUCUGCAACCCUUCAGGAGGCCACAAAGUAAGUGACCACCAGGUAAGUUAAAUACAGUUCUGUUGCAUACAGUUCUGCUGAAUUUGUCUGCUCACCGUUUACAUCUCGGCAAUCAGUUAGCUCAGAGAGGGAGAUCUCUGGUGUUAUGUCUAAACAGCCAGUAUGUUCGUUCCCUUCCCCCCCUGCCCCACCCCCUACCCACGAACAUGGAGAGGGUCUUUAGAGUUGUGUGUGUGUGUCCCCAGACCCGGUAACGCUGCUGCCCCCCCCCUAUCCCUACUCCCGCCCCACAUCAUCCCCUUUCUACCACCAUCUUCCCACUCUACACUCUUCUUCUACGAUCGAAAAGCCCUACGACGAGGGCAAAAUACUAUCACGCGGGCCACCCAGGCCAAACGGGUCGUUCCCUCACUAUGCCAAUCUAUUACACAUAAUGAGGUUCGGCAGCCGUCUGAGACGUCUGAACAGCCCAAUUUAGGGACAGCACUACACACUCUAUAGUGGGGAGGACGGGGAUGAACAAACAAAUGCUGGAUUCAUGGCGCCUGCGCGCAGACCGCUGCUUGAAACAGUCCACGCAACAGCAACAACCCUUGUCUCCGUCCCCUCGCCCUACCCUACAGACUGCUAGAGCGAGCCCGCUCAAUCUAGCAGCCUGGAAUGUCUGUUGCCUUUCACAUAAUCGCAGGAGCAACCGACCGGAACGGAGGACGGCGGCAGAAGCUCGGGAAUUGGCGCGAUACAGGUUGGAUAUUGCCGCAGUUAGAGAAACCUGAUUCCCUGACCAUGACCAACUGGAGGAGGUGGGUGUCGGUUACACCUUUUUCUUGAGCGGCCGCCCACAGGCACCGCGACGCGACGCCGGUGUCGCGUCUGCCAUCCGAAUCGACAUCGUGGGACGACUGCCCUGUCUGCCUCAGAGCAUUAAUGAUCGCCUGAUGAGCUUCCUUCUGUCUCUUCAGGGAUCCAACUUCGUCACCAUUAUCAGCGCCUACGCCCUACCAAUGACCGGCUCAGACGAGGCAAAGUCUAAGUUCUACGAGGACCUGCACACCCUUCUGACGCCUGUUUUAAAGGCGGAUAAGUUGGCUGUCCUUGGUGACUUCAAUGCCCGCGUCUGGGCAGGCUACGCUGCCUGGAGGGGAGCGCUGGGUACGCACAGAAUCGCCGGCUGAAACGACAAUGGCCUGUUCCUCACACAAACCUACGUUGAACACCGCCUCCUGCUGACCAACACAUUCUUUCGCCAGGCAAUAAUGAAGAAGGCUACCUGGAUGCACUGCCGAUCAUGGCGCUGGCAACUGCCGGAUCGCCUUCUCAUCCGACGGUGAAAUCGGCUGGCCGUGAUGGUGGCCAAGACAAUCUGUAAGGCCGAUGGCCGAACGGACCACCACCUAGUCAUCUCCGAGAUGAGGCUCCGUCUGCAACCCCGCAGGUUGACACCAGGUAAAUGACCCUUAGGUAAGCCGACUACUACUUUGUUUUCAUUGCCUUCUCAUAGUUUACAUUUCAGCAAUAAAAUGACCCAGCGACUGGAAGGACUGCCAGCUACAGAUAAAAACGCCUCCACAUGGACCUAGUAGGUCACAUUCGCAUUCACGAAAAUCUGCAGUAGACAACCGCCGGCUAAACUACACCAUCACAUCUUCCUCCACCAACAUCCGCAUCACACAACAUGUUCACCCACCAAAAUCAUCCAGCUGCCAGUGGGAAGUGUGCGUCUCGGCCCGUCUCCAUGCUUCUUCUCUGCCGAAUAUGUGAUCCAAGUCCGAGGCUGCCACGGUGCGACAAGCACUGCGGCCUGGAAGGCUGCUGACUGACGUCCAACCCAGUCCACUCAGUCUGGCCAGUCGUGUGUGCUUGUGUGCAGUGGCGUACUGGUGGGCCGAGAGCCAGGCCGAAACGGCUUCUUCGUAACGUGACCUAUGGAACUCUCACGCUUGUGAGAUGUAUGCCGCCUAACCACGUUUUGUAAAGCCAUGGUGCUUGUAUUUGGAGGACAAGGUCGUGCAUGUAGCGCGCGCAGCCCAGGUCACCAGAUAUGUCAGCCACCGCGCCCAUCCUCCACACCUGUCAACUGACCGGCUCGGACAGUGACUGGGGCAUAGGAAUGGGAAGCGAGAGUGAGGUCGACGACUCAUCACAUUUUCCUCACUAUAAAAAACCUGACGCGCUUGAAGCUAUCACAGUGCACUAAAAGCCAUAGCUUGGAAGUUUCGCAACUGACAGGAUAACUUGGACCUCGCAGUCGGCCCUGUACUGUAUGUUUGUGUGAAGCAGCCGACUAGUUGUCUAAGAGUCAGGCUGCAAUGGCUCCUUCUUAAUGUGGCCUUUAUGGCACUCCCACUCCGUGGGAUCUUAAUCGGGUGUGGUGGCACGCCUAGAGACGGCCUCGGCCGCGCCAGCCCCUUUUGUUGCCGGUUAAAAUCAUGGUCAUUUUCUGUUUGGACCGAGGAAAGUGGAGUGGAAUGCCAUGGUGCGGGCUCGGCCGUGCCAUCCACCGUUGCCCCUCCCUGUCUCCGAUCUUCUUGACUCUGUUUUGACAUUUACUAUAAACUAAUUAACACAAAUCACCGUGCCUACUUAUACAUUGUUGUGAAGCACCCGGUGAAUCUAGUCGGGAACGACGGUCGAAUUUUCGUGUCCUUGGCCGCGCUCGUCGCCAGUACCAGGACUGGUUCGACAGCAACGACGCCGCUAUCAGUAACCUGCUCACCGAGAAGAACAGGCUACACAGAGUUUAUCUUGACCGUCCAAUCGAUGCGAAUAAAGCGGCCUUCAGUCAGUAUCGCCGCCUAGCGGCGCAACGGUUGCGAGAAAUGCAGGACUCCCGAAUGGCUCGCAAGGCCAAGGAGGUCCAAUGA